CCACUCCCAACUCCGUCGUUCCUUCCCUCUGGUAAAAAGUUUGCACAGCAACCUGGAGAUUGUCCACGUUUACAGCCUUCAGACGCCGCUUUCCUGCUCCACAUCUGCAGCCGAGGCCCUCUCUGAAAGGACGCAAACAGCCACGCUCCCAAAAUUGAUCAGAUUUAUCACUAUUGCGGCAUUAUUUUUUUUCGAAUCCUUCUAAGUUAUUUAGCGUGAUUCUGCAAAUAUGUUUGCCUGCUGCCUUGUUUUUUUCCUCUUCACUACGUGGUCUCCCGUAGAGUGUAAUCCCAGUCCUGUGUUAGGAGAUGUAGUCGUGGACAGAUACUUCAUCCCCAAGGUCUGUGCCAGAGAAGCGAAAGAGGGAGAUAAUGUUCGUUAUCACUACAACGCCACAUUUGUCGACGGGAAAAUAUUUGAUUCAAGCCAUCAGAGAGGAGCCGCCAAGGUCGGACUCUUAGGUGAGGGUCGACUCAUCGCUGGCAUUGAUAAAGGCCUGCAGGGCAUGUGUGUGAAUGAGCGCAGGACAAUCACCAUCCCACCUCACCUGGCUUACGGAAGCACCGGUGCAGGGGACGUGGUUCCUCCAGAUACCACCCUGGUGUUUGACAUCCAUCUGUUGGAUCUGUGGAACAAAGCCGACCUGGUCGUCACCAAAGCUGUCACCACUCCCAAAGACUGUAAACGCUCUGUGAUGCGCACCGACUUUGUGCGUUACCAUUUCAACGGCUCCCUGCUGGACGGAACCGUUUUUGAAUCUAGCUACAUCAGGAAACAGACCCACGACUCCUUAGUGGGGGAAGGUUGGCUGAUCAAGGGCCUGGAUGAGGGCCUGCUGGGCAUGUGUGUGGGAGAGAUCAGAAAUAUUGUCAUCCCACCCUUUAAAGCCUACGGAGAAAAGGGAUCAGGUACAGAGAUUCCUCCCCAGGCGACCCUGGUGUAUGAUGUCAUGUUGGUGGACAUUCAUAACCCGAAGGACAACAUCACCGUUGAGAACCAGGUGGUGCCCGAGUCGUGCACCCGCAGGUCUAUCGUUGGGGAUUACAUGCGGUACCACUACAAUGGUACUUUCCUGAACGGAGUCACCUUUGACACAAGCUACCAGAGAAACAGCACAUACAAUACCUACAUCGGGAUGGGGUAUGUGAUUGCAGGCAUGGACCAGGCCCUGAUUGGUGUGUGCGUUGGGGAGAGGAGGAGGGUCACCAUCCCUCCACACCUGGCGUAUGGAGAAAAAGGAGCAGGUGGUGUCAUCCCUCCGUCGGCUGUACUCGUCUUUGACGUUCAAAUCAUUGACUUCCACAACCCCAACGACAAAGUGGACAUCCAGACCACCCACAAGCCUGAAGUGUGUAACGACACCACCGCGGUGAACGACCUUGUCUGGUAUCACUACAACUGCACCAUGUUGGACGGCACACUGCUCUUUUCCUCACAUGACUAUGAGAACCUUCAGGAUGCAGUGCUGGGGUCAGACAAAGUGAUCGACGGGCUUGACGAGGGUUUGCGGGGCAUGUGUGUGGGAGAGAAGAGGUUGAUAACAGUGCCUCCUCACCUGGGCCACGGAGAGAAAGGAGCCACUGGUGUGCCGAGCAGUGCUGUGUUGGUCUUUGAUAUUGAACUGGUGAGCUUUGAGAAGGGAGUGCCCCCUGGUUACCUGUUUGUGUGGCUAGAGGACACUCCUGCAAACCUGUUUGAAGCCUUGGACAUCAACAAGAACAAAGAGGUUCCAGAGGAGGAGUUCGGGGAGUUCAUCAAGCUGCAGGUGGCAGAGGGCAAAGGUCGUAUAAAGCCUGGACUGACCAUGGAGCAGGUUGUUACUGACAUGUUCCACAACCAGGACCGAAAUAAAGAUGGACUGAUCACAGAGAACGAGCUCAAACUGAAGGUCGAGGAGGACAAGGAAAGGGAAAUGAGGCAUGAGGAGUUGUGAUGAGGAUGAAUGUUUUUAUUCUCUCUCAGGGAUGAACCCACCAACACAACAAAAACAAGCAGCGAGAGACUUUUCCCAUACAGCGUCAAGGUUUUAAUAUUGAACAGUUUUUUUUUCUUUAAAUGACAAGAAAACAGUGCAGAUGAUCUUUUUGUGUGUUGUUGUGUGAGUGUUUGACAGUAUGUAUUUCAGAAAACAAAACAAGCACCUUUAUUUGUCCCUGAAAGUCACAUUAAUUAAAAUGUUUGUAAGAAAAUGAA
This is a messenger RNA of Seriola aureovittata, 2193 nucleotides long. RefSeq names its product FKBP prolyl isomerase 10b (gene fkbp10b). Gene Ontology annotation, molecular function: calcium ion binding; peptidyl-prolyl cis-trans isomerase activity. The transcript is spliced from 10 exons. Lineage: Eukaryota; Metazoa; Chordata; Actinopteri; Carangiformes; Carangidae. The record is from RefSeq and is a predicted model, not a curated record. Bases 230 to 1933 code for a protein of 567 amino acids.